UAUCCACACAACUGUCGUCAACACUCGUUGGCAAACUCGUUGAUGUUUUAUCAGCUCCAGCACCUAGUGCUGUCUCGGCUGCUCCUGAAGGAAUUAGCUGAACCAAUGAGGAAUGACACGUGGUUAGAGUCAACCCAGCAAUUACUAAAAAAUCAUUCAAAGUAAACAUUGUUGACAUACUAAAUGAAUGGAUCUCAAUGAGUCGCCUAUUUUUAAGAAGAAAGGCAAUUGAUUAAAAAAACAUCAGGUUCCAUUCAUUGAAUGUAAGUAUAAUUGAACAUGAGUUGGAGUCGCACCUUAAGGUUAUGUGCCACCGGCAAAUCAGUCCUACGGAUUGACCAGAGAUAUUACACAAACAGGAAUAUACUAUCCCUUCAUGACAGGGGUAUGUUCCAGGAGAUGUUUCCAGAAAACGCUGGUCCUGAAAUGAAAGCUCUACUAGUGGGUUCUCCUCAAACUGCUUACGCGGGUUUUGAUCCAACGGCUGAAAGCCUCCACGUAGGAAACCUACUGGUCCUCAUGAACUUAUUGCAUUGGCAACGAGGAGGUCAUCAAGUUAUUGUUCUUCUGGGGGGAGCAACUGGACAAAUUGGGGAUCCCAGUCACAGAACGAAAGAGAGAGAUGAAAUGAACGCAGCAGUGAUUCAACAGAACAUCGAGGGAAUUAGAAAAAAUAUUGAAACUAUUUUUCAAUAUCAUAAGGCUCACUUUUGGAUUGAUAAGGAUAACGAGCCACUCAAGACUCCAAUUAUUCUGAAUAACUUGAGCUGGUACAGAGAUUUAAAUGUUAUUCAAUUCAUCAAAGGCAUUGGCAAGUAUUUCAGACUGGGGACGAUGAUGGGAAGGAGUUCCGUACAGUCCAGAUUGAAUUCAGAAACCGGAAUGAGCUUCACUGAGUUCAGUUAUCAAGUCUUCCAAGGGUACGACUGGUUGUACCUCUUCAAACAUUAUCAAUGUAAAUUUCAAAUCGGGGGGAAUGAUCAGAUGGGGAACAUAAUGUCUGGACACGAUCUCGUGAGGAAAGCCACGGGGCAACAGGUGUUUGGGUUGACACUCCCUCUGAUCACUGCUGAGGGUGGUAAAAAAUUCGGCAAAUCUGUGGGGAAUGCCGUGUGGCUGUCGCCGGAGAAAUCUUCGCCCUUCAAUCUUUACCAGUUUUUUAUCAGGACUAUGGAUUCCGAUGUCGAGAAUUUUCUAAAACUCUUUACGUUUCUGGAUUUGAAAACCAUUGGACAAAUCAUGAAUAGACAAAAUAAGGCGCCUGAAAAGAGAGAAGCCCAGAGAAUAUUAGCUGAAAAUGUUACAUUGCUGGUUCAUGGAGAGGAAGGUCUUCAUGCGGCUAAGCAAGCCUCUGCAGUCCUCUACGAAAACUCCCUCGACUCUCUCUCAAAGAUGAGUGUUAAUGACCUGAUCAAUGUCUUCGAGGGUGCCAAAGUAUCAGAACUAGCGCCUGAGCCUGGAAUCACAACCUACGGACUCGCUAUGAAGAUAAACUGUUUCAAAACACCACAUGACGCUCAAAGAAUUAUCUCAGCUGGUGGAUUCUACAUAAACCACAGUAAAAUCAUGAAUGUCAACGAAGUAAUCACUCCUGGAAUUCAUAUCCUACCAAACAAUACAACUUUAGUAAGAGUCGGGAAGAAGAACUACCACGUGGUGAGGUGGAUAAUGUAAUGUGACUUAUGUUAGAUGAUAAUUUAUUUUAAGUAAUUAAAAGUGUUACAAAAACUA
Messenger RNA from Fopius arisanus, 1731 nucleotides. RefSeq names its product Tyrosine--tRNA ligase, mitochondrial (gene TyrRS-m). Gene Ontology annotation, cellular component: mitochondrion; cytosol. The transcript is spliced from 4 exons. Gene Ontology annotation, molecular function: ATP binding; RNA binding; tyrosine-tRNA ligase activity. Bases 280 to 1674 code for a protein of 464 amino acids. The record is from RefSeq and is a predicted model, not a curated record. Gene Ontology annotation, biological process: tyrosyl-tRNA aminoacylation. NCBI's taxonomy places the organism in Eukaryota, Metazoa, Arthropoda, Insecta, Hymenoptera, Braconidae.